This is a messenger RNA of Phytophthora nicotianae INRA-310, 1929 nucleotides long. RefSeq lists its product as hypothetical. Bases 1 to 1929 code for a protein of 642 amino acids. The transcript has a single exon. The record is from RefSeq and is a predicted model, not a curated record. NCBI's taxonomy places the organism in Eukaryota, Oomycota, Peronosporomycetes, Peronosporales, Peronosporaceae.
AUGGGUUUAAACGCUGAAGAUCGCAAGGCAUUGUGCGAUGUACGUCACAUCAGUCUUGCCGAUGAUCGACAGUUUGAGACGCUCUGCAACGUCUACAGGUUCUGCAUGGAAGCGAUCAAUUUCUACCUGAACACGUGUGUAUUUCCAAAUGAUACGCAGCAGUAUCCUCAAAGGUUGUCAAGAACGGCGUGGAAUCUCGCAGCUGGAGCAAACAAUAUCGGAUUUUCUGGUACUAACGAUAACCACCGCCUUCUACCGCUCUCAGUGACACAACGGGAGCCGGGUGAGCCUUCGCUGUUGGCCACGAAUGGCAAAAUGAUCGACAAGAUCCUGCAAGUGACUCACAGCUACGAGGUAAUUCGUCCCAGCCCGGAGCGUACAUUGAUCCCGUGGCAGAGUGUCCUUUUAUUCGCAAUGGACAAGAAGGCCCAAGCUUUUAUUGACACUGGCGCCCUACUUGCCGGCGUGGCAAACCACGACGCAGCAAAGUUUCUUCUUGAACAGGAUGAGUUUGCGUUUGCUGGUGUGACAUACUACGAUAGUCGAGAGGAGAUCAACUGCUGGGUUAUCGCAGAGAAGGCUCGACGUAUCGAGGUGCCCCUGAAGAAGUCGUCAAUGCUGGAGAAGGAGACGUUCGUCAUCUUUGACGAGGCGCGUUCACGAGGCUCAGAUAUGAAGUUGCUCGCAGAUGCUGCAGCUGUACUGACUUUGGGACCGAAACUUACAAAGGAUACGUUGAUGCAAGGAGCCGGUCGUAUGCGGCAGCUCGGUUGCAAUCAAAGCCUCUGGAUCGCAAGUUUUGACGAAGUUGCACAGAGUAUUCUCCAAAUCAGUGGCCAACAUGAUAUCUCAAGUAUUUCUGCCAUUGAUGUGCUGAACUGGGUCAUGGAUAACACGAAAACGGAGGCUAUGCGUGGACUACUCGAGUGGGCAGGCAAUGGCAUCCACUUCCGGAAGACUCAGCUCAAUCGAGACAAAGAAUUGGUCGAUGAGGACUGGGAACUCGAGACGCUGUAUCGGGAGAAACUUCAUGUUGGCAAAAUCGCCAAAGUGAUUCAAUCGAAGGCUCUCACGGCUUUCAAAGACUCGGUUGAUGACUUGGUGACCCAGAUCUGCAGCCAAGGGUUUGUAUACGGACUUGACGAUGAAGUCUGCGUUACUUCCCAUACCGACGAAUGCGAGCGAGAACUGCAAGUCGAAGAAGAGGUGCAACAGGAACGUGAACUCGAAGUUGUGAAGUGUUCUCCGAUGAGAGAGAAGCGGUGGGCAUAUGAUAGAAUUCUACAAGCGCAGUCAGUUGAAGACCUCCAGGGAGUUAUUCAAGUACUCGAGAUCACUCAUUUCAUACGUCGAUCGAUCUCUCCAAAAGAAAUGGGAGAUCUGGAAUGGAGCAGUACGCAUAUCUUUGGAACAACUAAUUUCUUCACGACAAUCAAGACGCGGAAUGAUGGGGGAUGCUUGAACGAGUUCUUGCGAGUGAUUGAUGUUGUAUUGGUGUUCAAGAAUGGCGACGUAUUGCUGGUAUCGGAGUGUGAAGCUGAUCAUAUUCUGGAGCUGCUCUGGUCUACUCGUGGGGGUUCGACCGUAUGGAGUUUUACGUUCAUGAACUUUGCGUUUGCUUGUGAAACCCUCGAUCAUGGCGAAGUAUUAACGAAGUUUCACGACGUCCAGCUGGCACUUGGCGCGAGUUUUGAUCAAGAUCUGUCUCUGCUGUCGAUGGUUGCGUGUCAUGUCUACAAUGGUGAGACGAUGCUGGCGAAUGAUCAGGAAAAUGCUGUGCAGACUGCAUUCCGUGGAUUGCUUCGUCCGUUGGCCCAGCGAACAGCUACUCUGAGUAACUUUGUCAGGUCACGUGGAAACGGCCACAAGUGGACAAGAUCAUUCCUACAUGAACUCUGCUGCCGGAUGGAUCUGGAAGACUGCAAGUAA